Molecule: messenger RNA, 1204 nt
Organism: Carassius carassius (crucian carp)
Lineage: Eukaryota; Metazoa; Chordata; Actinopteri; Cypriniformes; Cyprinidae
Gene: nudt5
Product: nudix (nucleoside diphosphate linked moiety X)-type motif 5
Exons: 10
Coding region: 74-715 (213 amino acids)
Biological process (GO): ribose phosphate metabolic process; nucleoside phosphate metabolic process
Cellular component (GO): nucleus
Molecular function (GO): ADP-ribose diphosphatase activity
Source: RefSeq, a predicted model, not a curated record
UGACACACACAACGAUUUCUCAGAAUUACUGCAGCUGCUCCAGAGCUUUAGCAUUACUGCACUUCUGCACAACAUGAGCUCUCCGAGGAAAGCGACUACUGAACCUCAUGUCAUCGAAGAGGAGCUGAUAGCAAGUGGAAAAUGGGUGAAGCUUGAGAAGACCACAUAUGUGGAUCCAUCUGGAAGCAUCAGAACAUGGGAAACAGCAAAGAGAACAACACGAGUCACCAACAUUUCCUCUGAUGCUGUAGCAAUCAUAGCCCUUUUGAAGAGGACUCUACAUAAAGACUGUGUUGUAAUGGUGAGGCAGUUUCGUCCACCCAUGGGAUGCAACACACUGGAGUUUCCUGCAGGUCUGAUAGAUGACAAUGAGACUGUUGAAACUGCUGCUUUGAGAGAACUAAAGGAGGAAACGGGUUACAAAGGGGAGGUGGUGGGCGUCACUCCAGUCACAUGUUUAGACCCGGGCUUGUCUAACUGCACCACACAGAUGGUGAUGGUACAUAUCAAUGGAGAUGACACUGAAAAUAUAAACCCCACUCAGCAGCUGGAAUUUGUGGAGGUUAUUCUUCUACCUCUGAACGAAUUUCAACAAAAAAUUGAUGAGCUGCUGAAGAAAGAGAAAAUAGUGGUGCAAUCUAUGGUGUAUAUUUAUGCUAUGGGAAUGUCACAGGCCUUCUUUAAACCCAGAGAGUUGCCUGUGCUGAAGCAGUGAGAUGCACAAAUCUCUCGCCUGGAACACACUAAAGACAGACUCUCGUGAGAACAUUCCUAAUAAACUAACUGUACUUAAUUAAGAGGUAUUCAUUGUUUUCACAGUUUUACAAUUCAUUAUAAAAUAGAUAGGAACUUACCUAAAAGUGCAGGUCUAUUCUGUGAAUUAUUUUGAGCAUGUCCUGUCUGAUGUUGGCCUGUGAUAACAAAAGAAGUCCAUAAAAAAUAUAGUGUCACAAAAAGACUCUCUAUAAGAAAGGUACUUUGUAUUAUGAUCAGAACUUGGAGUAGAUCUGGUAAAACUGAUUCGGAAGGGUAUUUUUGAUGUACUGUAUCUAUGUAUUCACAUACUAACAUCCAAUUGUCUGUCUAUAGGACUGCAAUACACAGGUAAUUCAAAAACUUUACAGUUUAUGCUGGAUGCAUAUGCAAUGCUGUGUCCCUGGAUAACUAUUAAUUUUUAUCUAAUAAAUUUGACAGUUUACAUUUU